UAACCCAAGGCCUUGGCGCCCUUCCAGCUGGAGAAGGGAGGGAAGCAGUCCUUAAAAUAGCAAGCGCUGCCUGCCUGGGCGUCCCAGGCCCGAACAAUGGGGCGCUGCGAAGGGGGUGGGGGUGCGCACUUGAUUGACAGCCGGCUUGUCCUCCGAAGGCGCGGCGGCUUAUAUAGAGGCUGGAGGUGGGGAAGGCAGAGCUAGAGAGACAGAGACAAGCAGGGAGGGAGGCUGGGUGCGGGUGAGAGGGAGCCACAGAGCCAGGCGCAGCGGGAAGGCGGAUCCCUGGAUCUCCUGGCCAGGCGAACUCCUCUGGCCAGCCUCUUCUCUCUUUUUGGCUAAAGCUGCCAGCCUCCGCCUACCCCCCAGUUCCGGCCAAACUCCGCUCCCCUUCCCCGGCGCGGUUCGCUUUCCUCCGCCCUCCUCGCCGCGCUUUCCUCGGGGACUCCUCGCUCGGCGCUCCAGCCAUGCACUGCCAAGCCGAAGCCCGGCUGGCUCCCCCGGGGCCGCUGAAAGCAGCCAGGCGGCGCUACAAGACUUUCAUGAUAGACGAGAUCCUGUCCAAGGAGACGUGUGAUUACUUCGAGAAGCUUUCGCUCUACUCCGUCUGCCCGGCGUCGCUCAUCGUCCGGCCAAAACCCCUCCACUCCUGCUCCGGCUCCCCUUCUCUGAGGGCCUAUCCUCUCAUCUCUGUCAUCACCAGGCAGCCCUCGGCCGUCUCCCACUUCAUCCCUGCCGCCGGCACUUCCCGCGUCCUCUCGCCACACCCGACGCCGGGGAGCACCUGCUCAGAGACCCAGGCCAGCGAGACCCACGGGAGCAGCGAGUCGGAGGCGGAGCAGUCCGCACCUCGCUUGAAGAAGCCUCGACGCAGCCGCACCAUCUUCACGGAGCUGCAGCUCAUGGGGCUAGAGAAGAAGUUCCAGAAGCAGAAGUACCUCUCCACUCCAGACAGGCUGGAUCUGGCUCAGUCCCUGGGCCUAACUCAACUUCAGGUGAAGACUUGGUACCAGAAUCGCAGGAUGAAGUGGAAGAAAAUGGUCCUGAAAGGUGGGCAGGAGGCCCCCACAAAACCCAAAGGCCGCCCCAAGAAAAACUCAAUUCCCAGCUCCGAAGAGAUCGAAGCAGAGGAGAAGAUGAACAGCCAAGCUCACCAGCCGGCUUUGGAGGAAAGCCAGGCCACGGAAGAGUGUGGGUUGACCGGGGACCCAUUGGAUGCCCCCUCAGAGACAGAGGAAUCUCCUAAAAACACAGCUGAAACCCCUCUGGGAGAAACUGCAUCAAGUUAAGAGGGAGAGGGAGAAAGAGAGA
This is a messenger RNA of Lacerta agilis (Sand lizard), 1311 nucleotides long. RefSeq names its product BARX homeobox 2 (gene BARX2). Gene Ontology annotation, molecular function: DNA binding; DNA-binding transcription factor activity, RNA polymerase II-specific. Bases 468 to 1289 code for a protein of 273 amino acids. Gene Ontology annotation, biological process: regulation of DNA-templated transcription. The transcript is spliced from 4 exons. Lineage: Eukaryota; Metazoa; Chordata; Lepidosauria; Squamata; Lacertidae. The record is from RefSeq and is a predicted model, not a curated record.